UCUACUCAUGGACAUAUGAACAUAACCUAUUCUGUCAGUGGUUUUGCCAUGUGCUGCUCGUUGUUCCUCUUCUCAUGAAUGCUGUAAUUACAUAUGAUUUAAUUGUUCACUUCAUUACCUUCUGCGUUUUACUAUAACAUUGAACAUAAUAACAUAAAUAAACUAAAUCAUGGCGAUGUUAGCAGAAAGAAAACGCAAAGUUAAAUGGGCUUUAAAUCCGCGUGGAAAACAAUGGAGUGAAGACUCUAAUAAAUUCGGACAAAAAUUACUGGAAAAAAUGGGUUGGACCAGCGGUAAAGGCUUGGGUGUGAAUGAAAGUGGCAUAACAGAACAUAUAAAAGUAGCAUUUAAAAAUGAUUCACAAGGAAUUGGUUACAAACUAAGAGAUGACCAAUGGACACAGCAUGAAGAUCAAUUCAAUUCAUUGUUAAGUUCAUUAAACGGUGAAUCUAUUGUUAAAAAUGAUACACAAGUAGAAGAAGAAGUCACUUCUUGUUCUGGUUUUGGUUUCAAAGACAAAAAUAAAGAAACUGUAGUUAAAGAACUUAGUGGAGAAUCAUUGGAAGAUAAAUCUAAGAAAUCUAAAGCUAGAGUACAAGGAAAGGAUAUAUCAAGGUAUAGUGAAAAGGAUUUAGCUAAUAUUUUUGGUAAAAAAGUGGAUGAUAUUAAAACUGAAGAGAACAAAACUGUUUCAAAUGUUGAGAGUGAUCCACCAAAGGCUACAGAAGAUAAUGAGAAAAAAGAUUUUUCUUUCGGAAUAACAACUAUUGAGACAAAAUUAAGUAUAAGCGACUAUUUCAAAAGUAAAAUGCCCAUUAAGAAAACCAAUAAAUAUAUUGUGGGCUCUGAUGGUGUUCUCAAAACAUUAAAAGAAGAAAAUGUUAACAAUGACCAAGAAAUAGAUACCUUUAGACCAUCUUUCAAUCUCAAUGAAAAGAUUAGUAAAGAAGAAGAAUCAGUUCGGUCUACAGAGCAUGAAAUAACAUCUGAAUUUGAUAGACAAGAUGGUUUUCGACCUUCUUUCAAUUUAGAACAAACUGAAUCAUCGUGCAAUGUAACUAAUAAAGUUGAAAAUCACAAUUCUAAAGGUGCAAUAACAGAAAACCCAGAUACUAAUAUGGAGGAAAAUACAGCAUAUAAAAAGAAUAAAAAAAUAAAGAAAUCUAAAGAAGAUGUGAUGGAUGUCAUUCCUGAUCCAAAAGAAAUUAUAGAAUUUGAUCAAAAUUCUAAUGAUUGCAAAAUUGUUAAAAAGAAAAAGAAAAAAGAUAAAAAAUCUAAAUCAACAAAAUCGAAUGCUGACAAUGGCAUGGAUAAUGAGGAAUCUAAAACUGUCACAUCGGAAGAUACUACUGAUGGAUUAGAGGUUCAAAAUAAGGGAAAACAAAAGAAUAUAGUUAAACACAAUAUUUUGGAUGGGGAAUUGCUUAUUAAUGGUGAUGUUGAAAAUGUGUUAGAAACUGCAGAUAAAUCAAAAAAGAAGAAGAAAAAGCACGUAUUUCAAAACAAUGAAAUAAAUGAAAAUAUUUCAAAAGAUGAAUCAGUGCUAAAUGUGGCUGAAUGUACAUCUAAUAUUUUAUCAGAUAAUUGUAAUAAGAAAAACAAAAAGAACAAAAACAAGGAUAUUAGUUUAGAUGAGGAGAUUAUUGUACAUAGUGAAAAAGAGCAGAAUAACAUUAACACAAUUGACAAAGGCAUUGACAGUUGCAUAAAAAAAAAAAAAGUAAAAAGAAUAAGAAGAAAAAAUCAAAAGAAUAUAGUAACGAAGCUGAAGAAAUACCGAAUAUGAAUGAAAAUGAUGUGCAUGAAGAACCUGAAAAUAAGAUUUCAGAAAAUGACAUAUGUAACAAUAAUGAAAACACCGA
Ctenocephalides felis (cat flea) is the source of this 1862-nucleotide messenger RNA. RefSeq names its product PIN2/TERF1-interacting telomerase inhibitor 1-like. Gene Ontology annotation, cellular component: nucleolus. The transcript has 5 exons. Gene Ontology annotation, biological process: regulation of ribosome biogenesis. The coding region runs from base 170 to 1786 and encodes 538 amino acids. Gene Ontology annotation, molecular function: nucleic acid binding; telomerase inhibitor activity. NCBI's taxonomy places the organism in Eukaryota, Metazoa, Arthropoda, Insecta, Siphonaptera, Pulicidae. The record is from RefSeq and is a predicted model, not a curated record.